AUUGGUGAAGCAGGUGUCACAUGAACUAUUGUAUUUAGCGAGAUUUAAAACACAUAACAUCGUUGUUAAUUUUCUCUCAAACACAGUUAGUUGUGUUUAUCUCUCGGAGUCUAAAAUAAAAUGGCAGAAGCUAAUGUUUUCUGGGCUAAGAAUCAGUUCAUCUGUUCAGUCUGUCUGGAACUCCUGAAGGAGCCAGUGACCAUCCCCUGUGGACACAGUUACUGUAUGAGCUGCAUUACUGACUGCUGGAAUCAAGAUGAGCAGAGGAGAGUUUACAGCUGCCCUCAGUGCAGACAAACCUUCACUCCAAGACCUGCUUUAAACAAGAAUGUGAUGUUUGCUGAAAUUGUGGAGAAACUGAAGAUGACAAAAGACCUAAAAGUUGAUCCUGCUCCCAGUUAUGCUGAAUCUGGAGAUGUGGAGUGUGAUGUUUGUACUGGGAUGAAGUACAAAGCUGUUAAAUCCUGUCUGAUGUGUCUGAACUCUUAUUGUCAAACUCACCUUGAACAACAUGACAGUUUCUUUAAAGAUAAGAGACAUCAUUUAAUCAAUGCCACUGGGCGACUGAGAGAGAUGAUCUGCUCUAAACAUGACCGACUGCUGGAGGUGUACUGUCGGACUGACCAGAAGUGCAUUUGUUUACUGUGUACGAUGGAUGAACACAAAAAUCAUGAUACUGUUUCAGCUGAAGCAGAGAGAGCUGAGAAACGGAAACCCUUGGGGGGCGUUCAAAGAAAAUUCAUCCUGAGAAUCAAGGGAAAACAGAGGCUGCUAAAUCGGCUAAAAGAGGCUGUGGAAACUCAUAAGAGCUCUGCACAGACAGCAGUGGAUGACUGUGAGAGGAUCUUCACUGAACUCAUCCAGUCCAUUGAGAGAAGACGAUCUGAGGUCACGCAGAUGAUCAGAGAUCGAGAAAAGACUGAAGUGAGUCGAGCUGAAGGACUCUUGAAGAAACUGGAGCAGGAGAUUGAAGAUCUGAAGAGGAGAAACACUGAGCUGGAGCAGCUUUCACACACUGAUGAUCACAUAUAUUUCUUACAGAGUAUCCCGGUUCUCUCUGUUCCUCCUGCAUCCUCAGACAUCAGUGUCAGUUCUUGCCACUCUUAUGAUGAUGUGGGUAAAUCCAUCUCAGUGCUAAGAGAGAAACUUGACGACCUUUGUAAAAAGGACAUACAAAUAAUGUUUGGUAAAGUUACAUACAUGGAGAUUGUUGCCUCGUCUGGACUCAAAACAAGAGAUGAGUUCUUGCAAUAUUCCUGUCAUCUCACCCUGGAUUCUAACACAGCACAUAAAUAUCUCCGUCUGUCUGAAGGAAACAGAGUGGCUACUUUUAUUGGAGCUGACCAGAGUUACCCCGCUCACCCGGACAGAUUUCAUGACUUUUCCCAGGUGUUGUGCAGAGAGAGUGUGUGUGGACGCUGUUAUUGGGAGGUGGAGUUGAGCGGGGAGGAUGGAGUGGGAAUAUCAGUCUCAUAUAAGAGCAUCAGAAGAAAAGGAGAGAGUAAUGAUUGCGUGUUUGGAUACAAUGAUCAGUCCUGGAGAUUGUCCUGCUCUAACUCCAGUUAUAAAUUCAGACACAAUAGCAAUGUUGUUGAUCUCCCUGUAUCUUCCAGUUCCUCCAAAAUAGGAGUGUAUGUGGAUCACAGAGCAGGAAUUCUGGCCUUCUUCAAUGUCUCUGACACAAUGAGCCUCAUCCACAGAGUCCAGACAACAUUCACUCAACCGCUCUAUCCUGGGUUUGGGAUUAAUUUUGGAUCAACAAUGAAACUUCUAUUGUUGAAGUCCUUAUGAUUUAUAGGGUAAUAUAGAAAUCCUAAUGAAUAAUGCAGAUAGGAAAUGUGGUUAACAGCUUCCUCUAUCUUAUCUUUUUGGGUAUUAUCAUUUCAAUCCACGCGUUAUUUUUUCUUUAAAUGAAAUUAGUUUAAUGAGCUCAUUAAAUAUCUCACAUAACAAUACAGGGGAACCCUAUUGGAUCUCUUUUCCUUUUGUUGUAAUUGUAAUUAAACACAAUCCCGUAGGAGCUACUGAUGCUUAGACACAGUUCACACAACACAUACAAGCAAUAGAGCUGUUUCCUUUUUAAGAAGAGAAGGGUUGUUUCUCCUUUAAGAAGAGGGGGUUAGGAGUUUUGAGAGUUUUGAAAGUGAGUGAAACCUGCCUCUGUGCAUUUUUGUUAGCACAACAUCUGCAAUCCAGUGAAUGUGUAAGAAUUAGGUUCGUAUAAGGUCUGAAUUGUGUAUUAAAUAUAAAUGUGCUGUCAAAACAUAAUUCAAAAUAAUGCAUAAUUAUUUUGAUUGAUUGGGGCUUCACGGUGGCGCAGUGGAUAGCACGAUCGCUGCACAGCAAGAAGGUUGCUGGUUCGAGUCUCGGCUGGGUCAGUUGGCAUUUCUGUGUGGAGUUUGCAUGUUCUCCCUGUGUUGGCGUGGGUUUCCUCAGGGUGCUCCGGUUUCCCCCACAAGUCCGAAGACAUGCGCUAUAGGUGAAUUGGGUUAGUUAAAAAAUUGUGUGUGAAUGAGUGUGUAUGGGUGGAUGUUUUUCCAAUGAUGCGUUGCAGCUGGAAAAAAGGGCAUCUGCUGCAUAAACAUAUGCUGGAUAUGUUGGUGGUUCAUUCCGCUGUGGCGACCCCAGAUUAAUAAAAGGACUAAGCCAAAAAGUAAAUGAAUGAAUGAUGAUUGGGGCAUUUCAUGCAAUAUUACACAAAGCAUGUACAAUAGGCCUGCCUACAUAAUAUUUUGGACAGCUUAAAUGAAAAGCAUUAUAGAUUAAAUCCAGAGAUCAUCAAAUCACCUUCAUCCCAAUAUAAUCACAGCAAUUUAUUGCAGAACAUUAUAAAAUUGUCUUAUUGGACACCAAAGAAACGUUUUCUCUUAAUAAGUUAUCCUCAAGUCCCAAUUGCAGCAGCAGGUUGGAACAUUUAUACAUAUGGUGUGUGAAUGUGAGAAGGGGGAUGAGUUUUGAGAAAAAAAACUUUAUUAUAGGAAAAGAUAUACCAGUGCAACCAGUUGUGCUAAUUUUAAAUGAUGUUUGCAGUUUGGGUUUGACGGAGCGACAAAGAAAGGUCUGGUUGGCAGGACUAACAUCUGCAAAAAAGAUAAUUGCGCAAAGAUGGCUCACUCCGCAUUCUUAAUUUAUUCAGUAGUGGCUAUUUCUGUUUUGAAAUAUAGUAUUGUUAGAACUUUCAACAGCCAGAAUAAAUAAAGCUAGGGCCUCAACUCUUGAUGCGUGGAAAACGGCUGCAGACAAACUGGCAGAGAGACUCAUGGAUGAUAUAAAUGAAUGUGCAACAACCUGAAUCUUUAACUCUCUGAUAGUCUGCGUGAAUUUUUACUUUAUUUAGUUUAUUACUAUGUUUGGAUGUAAAUAUGUAUGUGUGUGUACGUAUAUGGGUAGAUAUAUAUAUAUACAUACAUGUACAGUUGAAGUCAGAAUUAUUAGCCCCCCUGUUUAUUUUUUUCCCCAAUUUCUGUUUAA
Molecule: messenger RNA, 3471 nt
Organism: Danio aesculapii
Lineage: Eukaryota; Metazoa; Chordata; Actinopteri; Cypriniformes; Danionidae
Product: tripartite motif-containing protein 16
Exons: 6
Coding region: 121-1791 (556 amino acids)
Molecular function (GO): zinc ion binding; protein binding
Source: RefSeq, a predicted model, not a curated record